Phalacrocorax carbo (great cormorant) is the source of this 2331-nucleotide messenger RNA. NCBI's taxonomy places the organism in Eukaryota, Metazoa, Chordata, Aves, Suliformes, Phalacrocoracidae. The record is from RefSeq and is a predicted model, not a curated record.
CAUUUCUUACAGGUUCCCUUGCGUCAGAAGACAAAAAAGAAAAGUCAAGGGUUCUUUACAAUGAGCCGACGGAGGAUAUCGUGUAAAGAGCUGGGGCAAGCUGAUUGCCAAGGAUGGCUUUACAAAAAGAAGGAAAAAGGAGCUUUCAUUGGCAACAAAUGGAAGAAGUUCUGGUGUGUGUUGAAGGAGUCAUCACUGUAUUGGUACAGCAGUCAGUUGGCUGAAAAAGCAGAAGGGUUCAUCAGACUUCCAGACUUCAGUGUGGACCGAGCAACUGAAUGCAAAAAAAAGCAUGCUAUUAAGAUCAGCCACCCACAGAUCAAGACAUUUUAUUUUGCGGCAGAAAAUGUUCUGGAAAUGAACACGUGGCUAAGCAAGCUGGGGAUGGCUGUAGACCCGCAGGCACCCAAUGGGAAGAAUGAGGAAGAAUGCUACAGUGAAAGUGAACAUGAUGAUCCAGAAAUAACAGACACACCACCUCCCCCCUACACAGUCCAACCACCACCUCCUCCUUCGCAGGACCAGCAGAAGUCUUCUUUCACCUCAACUCAGUCAAGUGAAGCAUCUUGUUCUCUCUCCUCUCCUGAAAGCACUUUUACCUCCCAAGAGUCAUCUUCCUCCUUGACGUCCAAAGUGGUUUAUUCUGAGAGGCAGUCCUGGCUUGACCUAGUUAAUAGCUCUGCCACAGAAGAGGGUGAUCAGCCUUUAACUUUCUGCGUACAGAUUCACUCUGAUGAGCCGCCAGAAGUAGACUGUGGGGAAGUGGCAGAAAGCCAGGAGAUCCAGCUUUCCAAACCUGGUGGUGGAUCCCAAAACUCUUUUUUAGGUCUGGAUGCACACUGUCUAGCUGUGCCAGAUGCAACAGGACAGAGAUCACUAGCCAAAGAUCAGGAAAACUGUGAUGAUGAUGAGAUGGAGCGACUUUACAAGUCAUUAGAACAAGCAAGCCUGUCUCCCAUUGGUGAUCGUCGGCUGUCAACGAAGAAGGAGCUUAGGAAGUCAUUUAUCAAACGCAGCAAAAACCCCUCCAUUAAUGAGAAACUCCACAAAAUUCGAAUGCUGAACAGCACGUUAAAGUGUAAGGAACAUGACCUGGCUACAAUUAACCAGUUGCUAGAGGACCCAAAGUUGACGGCGAUGAAGUACAGAGAGUGGAGGAACACAAACAUCAUGCUGGUCCAAGAUAUCUAUCAGCAGCAGGAGGCCCAGGAUGUGUCCAUAGAGAACAGCGAGGAGCAAGAGAUGACUCCACAACCUAUUGCUGAAAGUGCUAUCUGAGGCCAUGGUUCGAUGGUUCACAGCAAGAUUUUUCCCCAUGGGUCUUCAAGUACAGGCACUUUAAACCGCUGCAUUUUGUGGUUUGUUUUUUGCAAGUGUUCUUUGGAAGGAAGACAACCCCUUCUCCAAAGCUUUAUUUCCUCUUGCAAAACUUAUUUCGUGUCAAAAGGGCGAAUCCCCCAAAUUAAAAAUGCAUGCUUGAGCCUGGGCUGCAUACCUAAGAAGGCUAUUCUAUGAAGCAGCAAAGAAAUGUUUUUUUAUCUCGGGAGAAGUAAACGAAAUAUUUCCGACUCCUGGAAGUCACAGUGCUGUAUAAUAUGAACUGUAUAAAUGUGAGGUCCUUGGGAUUGUUUUAACCAUGUAACUUACUGUUAAAGGAAGCUGCAACAAUGCCAACAGGAUGUAGUCUACUGUCUACCUUUUUACCCUUUAAGGUGACCUGAUGUAUGCGUUUUCAGUUCUACAUUCGUUCACUUUCACUGCUCUACCUGUUUAAACUGAAACAAACAGAAUAGCAAUUAUGCGUGAGUUUAUAUUACAAACAGUUGUCAGGCACUCAGUUUGUGCUCUACCUGAUAUUUUAUGAGUUUCAAAUUUAUUUAUGGACCAGAUCAAGGUACUGUCUUUCUACAUGAAGAAGAGAAAGUUCUCUAAGUGUUUGCUAACAUGUAAUCUACUCUUCAGUGAGGCAGCUAAUGCUUCGACAAGUUUCAAGUUUUCUUAUGGACUUGGCAGAAUUCCUUGGAAGAUUAUUUUCUUCUUUCUUAAUUUUGACAAUUGUGAAUAUGUAAGGUACAAGUUAAUCCCAGAUUCCUACCUAAGAAAGUGAUCAGGUUCACAAGGCAGAAGCUAAAUAAUUAAAUUCCUGAUGUGGACCUGAAAGUGUAAAACAUAGCUGCAAAUAUUUUUGUAAAUAUAUGUCGUUUUAUGGCUUAUAUGAAUGUGACUAUGUACUGUAUAUAUGUUUUAUUUAUAUAUUUAUAUAUGCUGAAUUUCCUAAUGUAGAUAGGCACGCAUGGACCAGACCCACCCAGAUGAGUGCUUAUAGGUUGA